Hemisphaericaspora subhashii is the source of this 696-nucleotide messenger RNA. RefSeq lists its product as uncharacterized. The transcript has a single exon. The record is from RefSeq and is a predicted model, not a curated record. Bases 1 to 696 code for a protein of 231 amino acids. NCBI's taxonomy places the organism in Eukaryota, Fungi, Ascomycota, Pichiomycetes, Serinales, Debaryomycetaceae.
AUGAAAGAUUGUUUGAUUGUUAGAAAAGAUGAAGAUUAUAUAAAGUUAGAAUAUGACUAUAAUGAUGAUGACAUCUCUAAUGAUAUAAUUAUUAUUCCUGGUUCAGUAUUGAUUCUUGAUUUCAAUAUAUUCAUAAAUGUAAAUCAAUUAAAACCAACAAAUUAUAACAAUUUUUUACAAUUGUUAAUUAAAAGAAUGAAAGGCACAUUAUAUUGGGAAAAAACAUUGGAUUAUGAGGUCAGUUAUAAUAUGAAUCAAGAUACUAACACAUCUUUUAGUUUAGAAUUAAAAUGUAAUAUCUUCCAAAUUUUACAAAUAAAUUCACAACAACUUCAUAAGAUAAAUAUCAAUUUAUAUUGGUUAACAGGAGAUACAGUCUGUAAUAUUGAAGACAUGAUAACCAAAUUCAAUUAUAUGUUAACAUCAUGGUUGUUCAAUAUGGAAUCACAAUUCCCAUUGAUAUUUUGUAGUAUUGGUAGACAAUUUAUCAAAUUGAAUAUGGCAUGGUAUAAACGAUAUUAUUUCGAGGUGUUUGGGACUCAACCACAACAAGAUAAUAUGAUCAAGUUGUUACAGAUGCUUCAGAAGGAUAUAUUAGACAACAAGACCAGUUUAAAGUUGUUGUUGCUGGGUUCACGUAGCCAGGAAUCUUCUCAAUUGCCUGGGCAUUAUUUGAUUAAGUUGAUUGACUCAUAG